Molecule: messenger RNA, 1662 nt
Organism: Aureobasidium pullulans EXF-150
Lineage: Eukaryota; Fungi; Ascomycota; Dothideomycetes; Dothideales; Saccotheciaceae
Exons: 2
Coding region: 1-1662 (553 amino acids)
Source: RefSeq, a predicted model, not a curated record
AUGUGGUCGCCACCGCAGAAGCCUGUCGGAGUCGGAGUCGUCAAGCAGCAGUGGCAGCAGCAGCAGUCAGAGCAGCCUAGACGAACCCCUUCCUUCGAGAAGAGCUCAGUAUCCCACUACUUCGAGGGAUGGAAUGCGGGCUCGCUAUCCCUACCCUCCGGCUCAGGACUACGCCCACCACACGCACCAUCACCACAGCCAUCACCAAAGACACAACUCUCCCCAAGCAAUCCAUUCGAGAGCAGAAGACCCGUUCGCUUGGGAGAAUACCCUCAAGGGAAUUUGAGGCUUCCAACCAACACCAAUGACGACGAUGACUUCUUUGCUUUGGCCAAACCUGAAACCAACCAUGAAUUUGCUUUGAGCCGAACUCCAACUAUUGAAUUACACCCUGCACCGACCAAACCAGCACAAGGACCAGUUCCCACUCCAGUCCGAGGACCAUCACCACUCCCACCUGCACCUACUCCGACUCCUUCCUCCAGCGAAAAAGAUUCGUAUUCCGAAGCCAGCAGUUUUGCUUAUUGCCUGAGAAGAGAGCGCACGAGUAAGAAGACCUUCAAAAAGGUCAUGGUAUCGCCACCGCAUCUAUCCUUAGCUACGCCCGCUCGACCUGCUCCACCUCGCUCAAUCGUAUCUUCACCCGCUAUUGUUAUGCAAUCUGCUCCCCCGAGUCCUGGCUUCCAACCAAUCGCUAAAUCAAUGACCUUUUCUGAAGCCGUAAACAAGACACGCCAUGCUUCUCCUCAUCAUCAUGACGCAGACCAUGGACAUAUAUCCUUUCGUAAUUCAAAGCUCAAGAAUCGCCGUGUGAGAGCAUCCAUCGGACUAGGCGCCUCUGUCGCCACUUCAAUUCCAAGACCAGCCAACAGUGGCCCAUUCAGAGGACGCUACCGAAGUUCAGUAUCUCGUGAACUCAGUCCACCUGCAAUCACACCCCAAAGAUCGAGCGACGCCAUCCCCAUACGAGACAUACGUCGAAGACCUGGGCAUCCAGGAAAUCCUGUAUCUUUUGUCAGCACAGUCGGCUCGGUCGGAGAAUCACUUGAGCAAGGUCAAGAAGAAGCAAAGCCGUCUCCUCCACCCGAAGAGCCACCGAAACAAGGUUUCCUACGAGUCUUGACGGUGCACAGCAUCGUUCCAGGUCCUAUCAGAAGAGAGGCAACCAAGUUGAUGCAGAACGAAAGUCCUCACAGACGCCAGUCAAAACAAGCGUCAGCUGUGUCGAGACCACCAUCACCCGAGCCAAGAUGUUUCGGCCUUUUCAGCUCUCGAUCUCGUCGAAGAGGCACGCAUUCAUCAAUUCAGACAUCAGAUACCGGCAAAGGUAAAUCCUCGAAGCGCAAGGAAUCAUAUGUUGCUUCGGACGGACGAGAAUAUCCGAGCCGAGCUGUACCUGGACUGAGUUUCCUACCAUCAGAGAUGCAGCGAGUCAAUACUCCACCGAUGGGGGGAGCGCUGAUGAGCCCAGGAUCAAAGUCACGAGGAUUCUUCUUCGAUUACACGAAUCCUCCAGGAGUAGGCGAUGAACCCGAGACUCGGCGCGACUCGGUGGCAGGAUCGAUGGAGCAUGUACCCUGGACAUUCAAUACUCCAUGGGAAGCGAAAGCAAAUGGUAUGGGUAACGCAAAGGGAGCCAUGCAAAAACCGGACUACUUCUAG